UUAUAGCACAGAAUAUUCCUCCAAUUAGCCUUUCAGCAUCAGCAUAAUGUCUCUGAUCCGAGUGGUAGAAGCCACCAGAGAACACCGAAACAAAUAUAUCUGCAUGAAAGACCCACCUAACUUAAGCCUGAUUCUCAUUUCUCAACAGAGUUAUGCAAAGGAAUGCAUAAGGCCCUCUGGCUGUUUACAGCAGAAACAUUUGAACAGAAUCCUGAAACUGAACCCUUCACAAUUUUGAAUGUGGUUUUGAGCUUGCACAAGGUUGUUAUUUCUUGACAACAACCUAAUGAAGAAGAUUAGGGAGAGAAAAAGUCAUGCUGCUUCUCCCUCCCUACCUACUUCUGUCAGUUUGAUGAGGUCAUCAAACACCAACCUGCUUUGUAUAUUAAUGAUGUAACAGCCAGGGUUCUUUGGACACUCGGUCCCUAGACGCUGCUUGGCAGCCAGCAGAGAAAGACUUCAAGUUGAUUUAAGAGAGAUAACACCGUCAACACAACAGUGACAAAGACUGGAAAGGCAGAGCAAGAGGAGAUAGCGAGGAAGUAUCGACAGCGGCAAAGAGGAGAAGAGAUGAGAUGAAAGGAGCGAAGGCAGAGGAGGUGCUGGGCGAUAUGCUGCGCCUUUAAAACAGCAAGCCCCUCCUCCACAGAGCUGAGCCGAGGAGCAGAGUGGUGCUGGCAGGAGCCUGAGCUCCACGAUAAACUCUGGCAUCAGCUCCUCUUUAUCCGGCAGUCAGCGAGGACACAGUGAGGGCGCAGGGGCAAAGAGAGACAGAGACGGAGGGAGCAGGAGAGAGAGAGAACCCAGACAGACACACAAUAAGAAGCCAAAACACUGAGAGGGAGAGGGUGUCACAAGAAUAACGCACUGUUUUUCCCUCAGUGUGCAGCCUCGAGAUGCGGGUGAAUGCUGACUAGGAUGACGGGUGGCAGCGCUUUUAUAGCAGCGCGAUUGUCUGAGUGACGGCAGCGGCAACAUCACAAUCCGAAGUAGGAGUUCUCCUCAUUUCGCCGACUCUUAGUCAUCUUCUGCCUUCUUUCUCCUUUUCCAGAGUGCUAUCAAGGCCAUUCAUCGUUCCCAUCUCGUGCCCCCUGCCUCCUCCUCCUCCACAGCUCCAUCCUCCUCUUGUACUCCUCCUCUGAUGAGCCACAACCUAAGAGUGAAAUAACCCUGCCGAUAGAAGUCUCUCUCUGUCAAGACAGUGCCAUGUACAGUUGGCCAGCUCACCCCGUGGCAGUGGCAUCGCCCUGGAUUUGGAAAACAUCUCUGUCCCCCGUUUGUUCGCUGGGGUUCCAUCGGGAAGGUUUCAUAAGAUUUAUCCCGUGCUGCCGGAUGGCACAGAGAUCCCUGCCUCUCUGAAGAGAUUCAGUGGAGAAAACUAACUACAUGGAUAAGAAGUAAAAUAAUUAUCCAAUCACAGCACAAGCAGGCAGACUGGGUUCCCUUAGCAACAACUGAGGGAGACAAGAGAAUCCUUUUUUUCUCUUUCUGCUCCCUUGGUUUUGGGGCACACCCCUGUGGAGCGCCGUGGGUCAGUGUUUUGGAAGAGUAGUUGGAGAGCAAUGUUGCAUAAGAUCUGCCACCCGGAUUCCAGGGGACAUUGCUCAUUUGCUUUCUGGCCCCCCUGUUCAUAUAUUUCACUGGCACCAUGAUCGUUUGUAAUCCCUCCACAAAUUGUUAUAACAAGUCACGUUCUGCUGACUUAGAAAUCAAUUCAUCCUGAUCCCACAUCACCUGAAAUUAUCUCCGCAUUUAGGAAGGGAGGUAGAGAGAUUGGAUGCUGCAACCCAGUCCUUUACCUCAGAUCUUUCAUCGACAAAAACAUUUAAGGUUAGACCAUCAUCUCUGAAGAGAAUGGAUGUAAGGCAAAGUUCAUUUUGAUUUCUAAGAUGAAUUGUACUUUUUUCCGGGGGCAAGAGGAAUAGUCCCCUUUGUCCAAAUAGAAUCCACCGUUUACCUCUUUAUAGACAGCAGCCCUCACUGGGAGACUAUAUUUAGAAGGCAAAUCUUGUCCACUCCAGCUAGCAAGAGAAUAGAAAAAAGAUCAUUGUGAAAACUGAGCCACUUCCGGGAUUUUCUACUUUUCUAUUGAGGUUACUGUUUAUGAAACUUAUUGUUGAAAACGAUCGAAGUGAAUUUCUUCCCUGCUUUUACUUUUCUAUGUCAGUCUGCAUUGAUGUCACCAGGUUUCGCAGGUGAAAAGGAUUAUACCGGAAAGGAAAAGUCUUCAACUUGUAUAGAUGAGUGUUUUUAAAAUAGCAACUCCCUGGGAACAAUUUAAAAUAUAUACACUGACACAUAAGAUAAGUUGGUUCAAUGCGGUUAUGUAAGAGUUCCAUACCAGCUUCAGCCCAUGUGUUUUUCCCUCUCCUUGUUCAAUGGAUUUACUCCUUUCAACUUUUCCCAUGCUGACUUUCUCUUCAUUUGGGGAAGUGUCUGCCAGAAGGCAUGGAUGUCAGAGUGUGACCCUGUGCCAAGUGUGUGGGCGAGGCAAGGCAUUUCAGCUGCCCAGGUGCUUUUAAGAUGUUGAGGUCUCCCUGCCUGGCUGGGGCCCCUGUUCGGAUCAGUAGCACUGAGGCUCCUUGUAGCCAAAGACAUGGACCCCGACUCGGCUCCCCCAUGCCCUCAGCCUGUUGGCCACUGGCCCCACGUCGCUUUGUAAAGGAUGUCCCUCAGCAGAGCUCCGGCCCGGGACACCUCUGAGACCCCCAGCCCGAGAGAACGCAUCCGCAGCCACAUGAAGAUGGUGAUCGACCAGCUGGAAGGCAUUCUCAAAGAGCUUAAAGAUGUGGCCAAGGAACUCCGGGAGGUGGUGGGUCAAAUCGAUAAAUUAACGUCUGACUUUGACUUUGACCUGGAGCCAGAUGAUUGGACAGUGGCCACAGCCAGCAGCACAUCCAGCAGUGAGAGGGGCUUGGGAGAAGCCUUUAGGCUGGACUUUCUCAAUGCAGAUGUGCUUUCUGACAGCUGGGAGUUCUGCAGUUACCUAGAGGCUGCUGGUGCAGCUGCCCGCAGAUCUAGUGAACAACCGGGUGAUCUACGACAGGAGCUGGGCCAGGGAACUAUCCCAACCCAGACCCAAACCCCCACCCCACCCCCCAGCACUGCCUCGGUCUACUCCCAGAUGAAUGGCGGGCUUCCUAUCCCCAAUGGGCCACGCAUUAUCACUCCAGACUCCUCCAGCGAGGAGGCCAGCAGCUCCACGCACAGCCAAAAGACUUCCCGUACUUCUGGCACAAGGGAAAGAGUCCGUUUCAGUGACAAGAUUCUCUACCAUGCCUUGUGCUGCGACGAUGAUGAAGAGGAGGAGCAGGAGGAGUUACGGGAGGACAAGAGAGACUGUGCUACACCAGACACCGAUACAGACCCAGGCCUCCUAGGCAGCUUGGUCGCUCCAAAGCGUUCUUCCUCUGAGCACUCGCUCCUGCAUAACUGUCUGGACCCUUCCUACGGCUGCUCGCCAGCGAAGGCAAUGACAGGAGCUCACACGCUACCCAGGAAAGGUCUCUUAAAUCCCGGCUGCCGCAAAAAACUGUUACGAAAUAGCAGCACACAAACUGUCUCUGACAAGAGCACUCAAACUGUACUGCCCUAUAUUCCAACCAAACAGAAAGCAAAGGACCACUGAGGAAGCAAACAAAUCUCAUGAAGAGAACUGUGCAUUAUUUAAUAUUAAAUACAUAGCUCAUAGAUUAAUACACAAAUAAAUAAAUUACUAAAUAAAUAAAUGAUAUAUGGGAAAUUA
Messenger RNA from Girardinichthys multiradiatus, 3745 nucleotides. It is a transcript of the gene insyn1, whose product is annotated as inhibitory synaptic factor 1. NCBI's taxonomy places the organism in Eukaryota, Metazoa, Chordata, Actinopteri, Cyprinodontiformes, Goodeidae. The transcript has 3 exons. Gene Ontology annotation, cellular component: postsynaptic density. Gene Ontology annotation, biological process: inhibitory postsynaptic potential. The record is from RefSeq and is a predicted model, not a curated record. Bases 2666 to 3628 code for a protein of 320 amino acids.